GCGCGCUCCCGCGGUGACGGACACGAGGAAGUGGCGACGCGCGGGUUCGACGGCGCUCGGCUCGGCUCGCGCGGCUCCACCUGCGGCUCCGCGACGGUCUGAUGUGAGUGUCGGGGAGAUUUUUCCGCGGGCCGCGUAGCAGGAUGUGGGCCGCAGCGAUGCUGAAUGCCGCGGCGUGCGGAGCAGUGCUGUUCCCCGGGCUCUUCUGCGUCACGAGGAAACUCCUCAAGUCGACCAUGACCCACUGGAGCGACGGCGACGUGGUGUGCGUCAGCGAGAGGCUGGUGUCCGCCAUCCAUGCAUCCAUGUGCACUGCAGCCGGAGUAACAGUCAUGACAUCCUGCAGCGACGUGAUAACCGACAGUCACUGGCUGGCCAAUUGGUUUGUCUUGUUCGGAGCGCCCUAUAUGGCCCACGACAUCUACGCCAUGUACCUGAGCCACUUCCACGACCAGAGGGGCAGAGGUCAUGCCGGUGCUGCGCCCGGCGGCCACUCCCUUCGCACAGUGAGGGCUUUCCUCCUCAAGGAGUGGAUGCUGGUCGUCCACCACCUGGCGCUGCUCCUCGUUUUCCUGCCCAUCACUCUGUUCUUCAGAAGAGGCCUGGGGGAUUUCUUCAUCGGCUGCCUGUUCACCACGGAGUUCAGCACGCCUUUUGUCUCUUUGGGGAAGAUCCUCAUCCAGCUGGGCCUGGACAACACCAUGCUGCACAGGAUUAACGGCGUCGUCGUUCUCCUGAGCUUCUUCUCGUGUCGGAUUCUGAUCUUCCCCUUCAUGUACUGGAUGUACGGCCGGCAGUUUGGCAUCCCCCUUCACAGGGUGGCCUUCCAUCUGCCUCUGCGCUGCAACGUGGGCAACCUGGUGAUCCUGGCUCCACAGGCGUACUGGUUUGUCCUGCUGCUGAAGAAAGCCAAGAGGCUCUACCUGAGACAGAGGCGGGGCAGAGGAGAAGGAAACAAGGACGGGCCGAAGACCGACUGAAGAGUCCAGCUGAGGAAAAAAAAGAAGUGAUAAACUACAAAAAGCUAGAUAAUUGUCAUAAAAAAGAGGAAACAUGGCGUUACUUCAAAAAAGUUAUAUUUUGAUUAAAGAACCCCACUUUAUUUAUUUAUAUCAAGUUUCCCCUCAAGGUAUGAAUAUUUACUGGCAACGUUUCUUCAAGCUUUAUUAACCUGUUCUCCAAAUACAUUUUUGCUUCUCAAAAAUCUUUUCUGUGAAAACUUUUGACUUAAUAAAUUUUUUUUGCAAAACA
This is a messenger RNA of Scophthalmus maximus (turbot), 1251 nucleotides long. RefSeq names its product TLC domain-containing protein 3A-like. Gene Ontology annotation, cellular component: membrane; endoplasmic reticulum. The transcript has 5 exons. Gene Ontology annotation, biological process: lipid homeostasis. The record is from RefSeq and is a predicted model, not a curated record. The coding region runs from base 144 to 980 and encodes 278 amino acids. Lineage: Eukaryota; Metazoa; Chordata; Actinopteri; Pleuronectiformes; Scophthalmidae.